Gamsiella multidivaricata is the source of this 180-nucleotide messenger RNA. RefSeq lists its product as uncharacterized. The record is from RefSeq and is a predicted model, not a curated record. Lineage: Eukaryota; Fungi; Mortierellomycota; Mortierellomycetes; Mortierellales; Mortierellaceae. The transcript has 2 exons. The coding region runs from base 1 to 180 and encodes 59 amino acids.
AUGCAUACCGCUCGACUUCUCAAGGAGUCCUCCAAGGGCAUGAAGCCCUCCGUCGAUGUCGUCCCUCUCAUCACAUUCGUUUCUGGUGGACUCAUUGGUGGCACCUACAUGGCCUUCCGCAAGCUCACUACUGACCCGCAUCUCCGUCAUCAUGUCCGCCGUAAUAUCGAAGGUGUUUAA